Molecule: messenger RNA, 879 nt
Organism: Cyclocybe aegerita
Lineage: Eukaryota; Fungi; Basidiomycota; Agaricomycetes; Agaricales; Hemipholiotaceae
Source: the annotation of a GenBank genome assembly
AUGAGGAUGGGGGGACGACAACGAGGACAACGGCAGGGCACCCUUCACCCCCGCCUUCACCCCUCGUUCACUCCCCGUCCUCUCCCUCGCCCUGUCGCCCUCUGCCCCGCCUUCUCGCCCCCCUCGCCCACCAUCUUGCCCUCUUCCCUUGCCUUCUUGCCCUUGCCCUUGCCCUUGCCCUCUGCCUUGCCCCCAUCCUCUGCCUCGCUUGCCUUCGCCCUCUCGUGCACCCUCACCCUCUGCCUCACCCUCGCCAUCUGCCUAGCCCCCGUCCUCUCGCCAUCUACCCCUCCGUCUCACCUUCGUCGUCACCCUCUUGCCCUCUCACCCCUCACCCGUUUGCCCCUCACCCUUCUACCUCCCUCACCCUCUCACCGUCGCUGUCUCGCCCCUCACCCUUUUGCCCUUUUGCCUUUGCCUUUGCCAUCGCCCUUUCACCCGUUUGCCGUCGCCGUCACCUCUCGCCCUCUGCCCACCCUCACCCUCUGCCCUCGCUCUUGCCAUCUCCCCUCGCUCUUGCCGUCUCCCCUCGCUCUCCCUCGCCCACCUCGCCAUCUCACCGUCUCCCUCGCCGUCUCCCUCUCACCCUCGCCCCCAUCCUCUGCCCCACCGUCUCGCCAACCUCGCCAACCUCUCCCUCUUGCCGACCUCUCCAUCCCGCUGACCUCUCCCACUCGCCCACAUCGCCGUCUCACCCGCCUCGCCCUCUGCCCCGCCGUCUCACCCACCGUCUCACCACGACGACAACAAUGGGCACGGAACAACAACAACAACGGCGGGGGGCACAGAACAACAACGACAAGCAGCACAAUGACGAGGAGAGGGCAGCACGACGAGGAUGGGGAGGGCAGCACGACGAGGACGGGGAGGGCAGCAUGA